Messenger RNA from Cheilinus undulatus (humphead wrasse), 4462 nucleotides. RefSeq names its product ALK and LTK ligand 1-like. Gene Ontology annotation, biological process: positive regulation of ERK1 and ERK2 cascade; positive regulation of ERK5 cascade. The transcript is spliced from 6 exons. Gene Ontology annotation, molecular function: receptor signaling protein tyrosine kinase activator activity; receptor tyrosine kinase binding. Bases 444 to 851 code for a protein of 135 amino acids. The record is from RefSeq and is a predicted model, not a curated record. Lineage: Eukaryota; Metazoa; Chordata; Actinopteri; Labriformes; Labridae.
CGUGCAGAGGAGAAGGAGAGAGGAGAGCCUCACCUGGGGAGCUGACAGGUAGAUCACAGCUGCAGGAGGACCAAAGGUUUCUAGAGCUGGACCCAGACUCUCCCGGGGCAGGACAUGGAUUAAAGUCUUCCUUUAGGUCCGCAGAGCCAUGGUUCCCUCAGAGAACUACUGACAGGAGAUGUUCGCUCUGAUGACGAUGAUGAUGAUGAUGAUGAUGGUGCUUUACCGGCUCAGCCUCUGACCUGACCCCGAUCUAAGAUGCCACCGGGCCCUGCAGCUCGGCACCUGGCUCGGAUCGUUAAUAACCCAGGAUAACUUCAACUCAGAGACACACCAGGAGCACCAGCGCCGGGCCGGGAGAGAGAGCCCGGGAGAGAGAGCCGAGCGCCGGGGAGGAGAGGCGCCGUGAGCCGCUGAACUGCGGAGGAGGAGAGGUCCUCAGAAUGCAGCUCCCAAGGCUCCCCAUCCUGUCGGUGCUCCUGGUGCUGCUGCUGGCAGCAGGUCCGUGCAUGGCGGCGGCCCUGCUCAAGGGAGAUGGACGCAGCAUGCUGGAUCUGGUUGGUCGGUACCCGAGGACAAGGCCAGAGUCGGGGCUGGUGGGACAUGGGGUCAAAAUACCAGAGAGAGAGAGGACGUCACAGCACAGACCAGAGAGUCAGCACAGAGAUUCUCAACACAAGGACAAGUUCAUCAUACACCUGACAGGUCCUCUGUACAUCAAUCCAAGGUGCAAAAAACAUUUCAACAGACUGUACUACAACACCAGAGACUGCACAGUGCCUGCCUAUUAUAAAAGAUGUGCUCGUCUGCUGACUCGCUUGGCCAACAGCCCUCGCUGCUCCAAGAGAUAAACACUGAGAGACGUGGUCUGAGACUAAAAGGAGGUCAAAAGAAGCAGCAGCUGCAGAGGAAGAAGUGGUCCCACCAAUAGAAAAUCCUCUGGUAGUUAACAACAGACUCCUAGAAGCACUCACCAGCAGAUGAAGCUGUGUUUCUGCUCCAGUCUUGGUCCAUCUGCACACAUUCUUGUCAGAUAAAUAUUCAACAAAGUGGAAUUUCUCAAACUCAACUGGAAAAUUUGGACAUUGUGUCACAACAGUUAACAAGCAUGGAGAUUCUCCAAAUGUUUCACAUGAAACGUUGGAUCCCGACUCCAAGAGCCCACUCAACUUGGCGUCUUGCAGACGGGCCUAGAAUAACAUCAAUAUUCAGUUUUAAAAAUAACUACAGUAGUAGAUUAAUGAUACUCGCUGUCAAAAUGAUCCACAGUAACAAAAGUACCAGUGUGUUUCAAAACCGCAGAACUUCAGGCGUAUUUGUUGAGAGAAAGAGUGGUCUAAAUUGCACAAAUACAUUGGCAACAUUUAGACAUGUGUUGGUUUUCUCCAGCUUCAUCCUCCUGCUAAAAUGUUAGCACAUCAGUUUCAUCUGAAAACUUGGACUUUUGUCACAUUCUUGCUGUUUUUUCAGACAACUACAGCAUUGUUAGUGCCUAAAAUAUAAACCUUUAAAACAGCACCAACUCCAUCUGACACAACAGAUACAUAAACAAACUCCUGUGUUCAGAAAGGCAGGUUCAUUUAGCACUAUACAUCAGUCUAAGAAAGAAUAAAAAUACUGAAGAGUAUAUGCAUCAUUUAAUAAAUACUAAACAUUCCAUCCUUGCCUUCAAGAUAAUGUUAUCCUUUAUUGCAUAUAAAACAUUCCAUCCUUGGCUUCAUGAUGAUGUCAUCCUUUGUUGCCUAUAAAACAUUCCUCAAUGCGCUUAAAGAUGGUGUCAUCAUUUGAUGCCUAUAAAACAUUCCAUCCUUGCGUUCAAAAUGAUGUCAUCAUUAAAUUCCUAUAAAACAUUCUAUCGUUGCCUUCAAGAUGAUGUCAUCAUUUAAUGCCUAUAAAACUUUCCAUAUAUAUGCUUCAAGAUAAUGUCAUCAUUUAAUGCCUAUAAAACAUUCCAUCCUUUUCUUCAAGAUGAUGCUAUUUUUCAAUGCCUAUAAACAUUGCAUCAUUGCCUUCAAGAUGGUGUUAUCAAUUAAUGCCUAUUAAACAUUACACCCUUGCCUUCAAGAUAAUGCCAUCCUAUAUUGCAUAUAAAACAUUCAAUCCUUGUCUUCAUGAUGUUAUCAUCCUUUAUUGCCUAUAAAAUAUUCAAUCCUUGCCUUUAAGAUAAUGCCAUCCUUUAGUGCCUAUAAAACAUUUCAGCCUUGCCUUCAAGAUGGUGUCACCCUUAACGCCUAUAAAACAUUCCUCAAUGCGCUUCAAGAUGAUGUCAUCAUUUAAUGCCUAUUAAACAUUCCAUCCUUGCCUUUAAGAUGAUGUCAUCAAUUAAUGCCUAUAAAACUUUCCCUAUGUGUGUUUCAAGAUGAUGUCAUUGUUUAAUGCCUAUAAAACAUUCCAUACUUGAAUUUAAAUGAUGUCAUCAUUCAAUGCCUAUAAAACAUUCCAUCCUUUUCUUCAAGAUGAUGCAAUUUUUCAAUGCCUAUAAACAUUACACCCUUGCCUUUAAGUUGAUCCCAUCCUUUGAUGCCUAUAAAACAUUACAUCCUUGCCUUCAAGAUCAUUUAAUGGCUAAAAAUCAUUCCAUAUAUGCCUUCAAAGAUGGUUUUACCCUUUAACACAAUGAAAAACAUUCCAUCCUUGCCUUCAAGAUUCUGCCAACAUUUAAUUCUGAUCAAUCAUUCUAUUCUUGACUUAAAACAUGUCAUCCUUUAAUUCCCAUAAAACAAUCCAUCCUUGCAUUUAAAGAUGAUGCCACAAAGAAUAAACACAUUCCAUCCUUGUCUUUAGCAUCCUCGCCAGUACAGGCCUACCCCCUUUCACUGUGAAGCCAUGCCAACCAAUCACCUAUUAUAACCUUAUUAUGAAUGUUCAAGGUGUAACAUUACCUUCCUAGUCUUUUCUUACCCUGUAAAAAUUAUUUUGGAAUGUGCUGCAGGCUUCACAUUCAACUUGGCCUUAGAGAGUGUGCAGAUUUUCAAGGCUGUGUUCAUUUAAAUGAACCUUUGUCCUUCUAUUUGAUGUUGAGGGUUUUUAUUUUUGUUACUGUGGAAUCAAACAGGAGUCAGUAUCCUCUGAUUUUAUCCAAAUUAAACAUUCUAGUACCUCCACAACCCUGUGUCUGUUAGUUACAAUACUUUCACUACAGCCUUAAACAAAUCAGAAGUAGCAGCAAAGAUCUAAUAAAUACAACCUCAUGUCCAAAAAUAUUGGGACGCUUUGAUAAAUGUAAAUAAAGUUGGAACAUUUAAAGCCCAUAUUUAAUCUAAACAAGCACAAAGUCGACAUAUCCAGUGUUAUCUUUAGUGGGAAAGGCUAGAACCAGAGAAAGAGGAGAAGGAUGGACAGGAGCGUGAUCCUCACUAACAGCUCCUGGGACAUGGGCCUGGCCAACCUGGAGGAGCUGGUUUCAGGAAGUUCACCGGGGACACUCUUCAUGGAGGAGGGAGCGCAGCAUAAAUAUCUUUUGCCCUCACUCUGUCUUUCCUCUGCCUCCCUCUCUAAAUCUGCGUUUGUGUUUUUUGGAGUCGACUCACUCAGAUCCACGUUGACAGGAAACGUACAUUCAGCCCGGCACGUUCAGACUCUAAGGAAAAUGGAUUUCUAUAUUCUAAGAGGAUUUUCUGGAGCUUCACGAUUUUCCAAGGAAAACAGGAUUCGGGUCUGAGCUCAGAGUGGAGAUGAAAAUCCGAUUUGAUGUGAAAUGAACUCAAAGUCUACUCAGAGACCGGGGCCGGGGUUUUGUUAUCUCCUCUCAGACUGAAGGACCUGGCAUGUUUCUGCUGGACUACUCUCCUGAUGGACCAAGAACAGGAUUGAGUUUCCUGAUAUUUGAAACAUUUUCGUUUGUAUUUCAAUGUUCAUUAUGCCUCAUAAUACCUAAUAUUAUUAUUAUUAUUAUUAUUAUUAUUAGACUAUAUUUAUAUUGUUUAAGCUGCAGCCUGAGUGCAAUAUGUACAUAAGAGAGAGGAAUAAAGGCUCAACUUUCAUAUGGAUAAUAAUAAAAUCAGACUCUUUGUUAUAGUCUUCCCUAACUCCAUCCACCAGGCCGUACCAUGCUCCAGGGGUUAACGCUGUUCCUCCUAUCUACAUGGUUCCUAAACGUGGAUGUGCAGCAGAACUGAAAGUUGUAUCAAACCCUCCAGUUCCUCAUUAAUAGGAUCAUUAAAGUGGUGUUUUUAUCCAGAUAAAUCUGGAUGAUUUUCAAAUCUUAACUAAUGUUCGAAAAUAGAGAUAUAAAAGCAAGUAGCUGGUUAAAUAAACUUAAUGUUUUAAAUCAAACAGAACUAUGGCUGAGAAGAUCAAAAGCAACCUAUUAAGUCUGCUGUGAAAUAUUUAAUGGCUAUUAUUAAUUUAUUAUAGUUCACCUUCAAAUACAAAAACAUUUAAAACCAUAUAAAUACACUGAACAUUAGCGACCAGAGUAGAAAACAACAGGUUAUUCAUUCAGAAAUCUAUGAGAGCUAAC